UGUGAAUAUUUUACCCACAUUUGAUUGUUUCUAAGCCAACGAGUGGGAGAUUGGCAAUCAUUUAAAAAGCAGAACGAGAGUGUUCACAUGCCAACGAGUGGGAUUGAUUACAUGUCCACCCGAACAGGGAACAGUAUAGUUCCUGUAAGUUCUGACCUUGGUCAACAAUCGUCUGGCACAUCAUGGCCUCAGCCUGGUCUGAAGAGGAGACGUUUGUCUGUUCAGUGUGCUUGGAGACCCUAAAGGAUCCAGCAACUCUACCCUGUGGACAUUCGUAUUGCCUGACUUGUAUACAGAGUCAUUGGGACAAAGGGAGCAACAAGGGCCAGUACAGCUGCCCCCAAUGCAGGCGAACCUUUACUCCUCGACCUACCUUAGCAAAGAGCACAGUCCUCGUGGAGGCUAUGGAGAAGCUUAGGGUUAAAAGUUCCACAGCUAUCUCAUCUGCAGCGCAGUCAGAUCCUAUUUACCUGGAGAUUCUUCCAGAUGUCGGACCACGGCAGGGUAGUGUGUACCCCCAGCUUCCCAACGUGGCUGCUAGAACUUGCUCUCAACAUAACAAGCCCUUGGAUCUGUUUUGCCAUGAUGAUAGGGAGAGUGUUUGUGUAAACUGUUGUCAGCAUGGACACAAGGGGCACCAUGUACUCAAGCUGGAAGAAGAGAGGCAAAGGAGACAAAAAGAGCUUAUGAAGAUGCAGACAGAGGUUGAGAGACGUAGCCAUGAAACAGAGAAAACUCUGAAGGAACUCCCUGAUGUUGCUCGUCAACAUAAGGCUUUGGUCCAGGCUCUGCAGCAAGAGAGAGCAGAUUUGUUUUCCGAAAUGGUCAACAUCAUUGCUUUUACCAGCUCUCAAGUCGGUGAGCUUCUCGGCACGCAUGAGCAGUCUUUAGGUAGCCAGAUUGAGGGGCAUAUCCACAGACUGGAGCAGGAAGUGGUACAGCUUCGCUGGAAGCGAGAGGAGCUAAACAGGCUGGCAGACAUGCAGGACCAUUUCUGCUUUUUAAAGAAUUUCCUCACAAUGGAACAAUCAGGUCCAACUGAUGCAACACAGGAAGCAAUACUGAACAAAGAGGAAGCGGUGGUAUCCGAAGUCCGCUCAACCCUAAAGGAGCUACAAGAGUCAGUAAAGGAGCUCUGCAAAUCCAGUCUGACCAAAGUUGCUAUUUUGGUGAAUGAGGACACCGUGGUCUUGACCACCAAAGGUGCAACAGUGCCCAGUGAUGUUUCAAUGAAUGGCUUUCCUACUGUGCAGAACCCAGUUUAUGAGACGCAAAAUCCUGCACCUUUACCCUUGCCACAACUACAAAGUACUGUUUCAGCUACUGAAGCUUCAGCGCCGCCUCCACCAUUCUUUCAAGCAAUUCCUGUAACAACAGUUGGACUUGUAAGCCCACAACCAAAGAUGAGGGAAGAAUUGUUGAAAUUUCGCUUUGUGCCCACAAUGGACCCGAACACUGUUUAUCGCCAUAUACUGCUGUCAGAUGGCGGUCAUAAGGCCACAUUGCGCGCAGAGAACCUGAACCCAGUGGACCAUCCAGAACGCUUCCUCUACUGGCGACAGCUUCUAUGCAAAGAACCACUAGGAGGCAGCCCUUACUACUGGGAGGCGGAGUGGACUGGCCAGAAGAUUACGUUUGGGGUAGCGUACAAGGAUAUGGAUCGCCAGUCUUCCGAUGACCAAAGCCGUUUGGGCCACAAUCCCCUUUCCUGGGGCUUGUAUUGGUCUGGGACCGGUUUCUCAUUCUGGCACAAUAGCCAGGAAAAACUGCUGGGCUCACCCAAAGCAAGACGGAUCGGCACCUACCUGGACCAGCAUGCAGGCAUUUUGGCCUUUUACCGCAUCACCAACGACCAGGCUCACCUCAUCCACAGACAUGUGACCCAGUUUAGCGGGCCACUCUACCCAGGAUUCCGGUUCUGGAGUGGAGCUGGUUCUACUGUAACAAUCUGUCAGUUGGACUGAAAUACAAUGAAGUAACUAUAUUAUUUGAUUACUUGUUUGCAAUCAUUAGAUGGUUUUUAUCCCUUCACAAAAUGGUGUCCUCUCUAAUACAAAUAUAAAUUUAUAAUAAAAAUAAACCACAUAGCAUGAGUAUUUGCAGUGUGUAAU
Molecule: messenger RNA, 2111 nt
Organism: Corythoichthys intestinalis (scribbled pipefish)
Lineage: Eukaryota; Metazoa; Chordata; Actinopteri; Syngnathiformes; Syngnathidae
Gene: ftr86
Product: finTRIM family, member 86
Exons: 11
Coding region: 183-1964 (593 amino acids)
Molecular function (GO): zinc ion binding; protein binding
Source: RefSeq, a predicted model, not a curated record